AUGAGAAAUCAUGACUAUGAAAUGGGAAAGUCCUCUCCACCUAUCAUUAGACUCAACUAUGAAUCUAUAUAGAGCAUUAAAAAGUUGGAGUAAGAGAGAAAUAGUCGUUUUUAUAACCCUGAUACUCGCAAAACUUCAUAAUCUAAGCCAAAUUUAUUCAGUCUUGAUUCUCAUAAGAACCUGAACAACAUCUCAACAGAUUCAAAUAGAUAGUUAAAGUUGAAUUAUUAAAGAGAAUACAGAAGCAAGAAUAAAGACGCAGAAAAGAAUUUUAUAUAGUAGUAAUUUGCAAAUGUGCUUGAUGAACUGAAGGAAGAGUUGGAUGAGUAAGAGAAGUUGAAGAUAGAUAUUCACUAACCAAACUUCUUUAUGAAGUAAACCAAAGUCCAUGUGAUUAAUCUUAGCCAGUCUCAAGAGGAUUCACCCCAGAAAUCUGUCAAUCAAAAAGAUAAGAGUUCCAUUAUGAAAAUAAAAGUAGAAGAAAAGCUACCAGAGUAGCAGUAGACUAUAGUCAAGAGGCAGAUUAACAGUAAGAGUUCAGAGAACCUGAGCAAGGUCAACUGGAAUAGAAAGUUACACUAAGAAAAGGAUUUUGAGAGAAUGCUGACUGAUAUAGAUAUAGAAGAUGAUGAUCUUAAGGGUAUAGUAAAUGAGUUAGACAGGCAUUUUCAGAUUAAUAAGCUUGCUAGCAAAAAUAGAACUAUUAAGAUAGAAAGUAUUAAUAUAGAUAGAGAAACUUAAAUUAAAUUGCUGAAAGGCUCUACUGUUGUUUAGUCACCUCCCAAACUAACUAUCGAAACGCCUAAAAAGAAUCAUAGUCCAGUAAAGGUGAGCUUGAAUAUGCAUAGACUCCAAAAAGCCUAAAAUAAGGUGAUAUUAGCAAGCAAAAUAACUUCAAAAGAUAUCAAUCAUCCUCCUCCACCAAUUAUUGAUACUUUAUCCAACAAGAAAAAAAUGCUGACUUAAAAAUUAUCUCAGGCUAUCAAGGUCAAAGUAAAAAUGGCUACUUCAUAGAAUAGCAGUUCAGGAGGAAUCGGUGCCUCCAGUACAGGCAAGAUGUCGCUAUAUGACAAGCUAAGAUUCUCUGAAUUCAAGAAUGAGAAAGAUUACUGCAGAUUCCUUGAUAUCAUGAUCAAACCAACUUUAAUAAUCUAAAAGCAGCAGACAAAUCCAUCAACUACAGAUAAUUUCAUAUUCCAAUCAAAAGCUUACUAUUCAUAGAAGAAAUAAGAACAGCUGGAUCAUUCUAUUAUAUGGGACGAGAAGUAAUUAAAGCUUAUGAAAGAUUAAUUGCAAGUUGUGUCAUUAGAUCCUAAAACAACUCCUCCUGGAAUCAAUAAAUAAAACAGCGGAAGUAGCAAUAGUGAUGAUUAGAGAUUAAACCUAAAUAAAAUACUUACAAUUCAGCUCUCUAAUAUUGAAAAAAUUGAGAGCAUCCAUCUAAGCAAUGCCUUAUCAUAAAGAACUAAUUAUGCAAGCAAUAAGAAUAUAAAACAGAAAAAAUAUACUUUCAAGAUUUUGCUUAAAACUCCCCUAAAUAAAAACGAGUUUAAUGACUCUCAACUCAGCAUUCCAAGUCUGAACAAGCAUCUUUAAUAAAAUUUCUUUUGCCAAUUAACUCAAACAAGAAAUAAGUAGUAGCAAUCAAUAGGUAAGAGAGAAUUCUAAACAUCUUCAAGAUUGAGCAAAGCCUCUUUCAACGGUUCUAUUGAUAUAGAAGGUAUUCAAGCUGUUGACUCAUCAGAUUUCUGCACCAAUACAGUCAUCUUGAACAAUGAAGAAGACUUGAAAUCAGUGCUCUCGAGUGAAAUGAACAGUAUAAAUUUGAACAAAGAAGAUAUCAUGAUGAUGGAUAUUGAUACUCAGAGCAUUCAGCAAAAGAUGCAAGAAAGAAUCAGUAUCAAUAGAAACUUAUUUAAUAUGGAAUCAAUAAAUUCUUUCAGAUGUUCUAUUAAUUCACAAUAGCAAUAGGAGUAGCAAUUAUAAUAGUAAUAGAAAUAAUAAAAUCCAGAAGAUAACUAUGUUGAGCUAGGUUGUGAUGAUGAAAUAUUGUGUAAGAAGUGGGUGGUUCUUAUAAAAUGGAUGUUGAAUAAUAACGCCCAAUGA
This is a messenger RNA of Stylonychia lemnae, 2106 nucleotides long. NCBI's taxonomy places the organism in Eukaryota, Ciliophora, Spirotrichea, Sporadotrichida, Oxytrichidae. The record is from the annotation of a GenBank genome assembly.